This is a messenger RNA of Psilocybe cubensis, 1542 nucleotides long. RefSeq lists its product as uncharacterized. The record is from RefSeq and is a predicted model, not a curated record. The transcript is spliced from 3 exons. Bases 1 to 1542 code for a protein of 513 amino acids. NCBI's taxonomy places the organism in Eukaryota, Fungi, Basidiomycota, Agaricomycetes, Agaricales, Agrocybaceae.
AUGUCUCUCCCCGACACCGUUAUUAUCGACGAUAGCGAUCCCAGCGUCGUUUACGAGGAGGGAAAAUGGGUGACGGAUACUUCCUCCCUGAAUUACACAGUUAACGGCAGGCCGUUCAACAACACAGUUCAUACCACUUUCCAACGGGCAUUUUUUACAAUAACAUUUCAAGGAAAUGAAAUCGACCUGUGGGGACUCUCAUCGUCUCCAGAUGUAUGGGUUGACCACCCAGACGUAGAAGAUGCACGUCUUGCAUCAGAUAUACCGUAUAAUGGUUCACUGUAUGGUGUUUCAACAGUUCCAGUUUCUAAUUGGUCACCAACGUUUGGAGUAAGAGCUGCUCCUCGGGAACAGCCACGUUUUCGCUUCUGUGUCGGAUAUUAUCAGUCUGUGGGAUGGGUGUCAGGUACAAUAUACAGUCUGAGAGUUACAGUCAAUGGGACCGAAGACAACCCAGUCUCAUUUGAUUUCGCCAGAUUCGCCCCUGCAGGGUUUUCAAAACCGGAGGAAAUGACGACGGGGGUUAUGGAGUAUAUAUUUCAUAGCAAUGGCGGAUACGGAGGGAAUAACGAGGCUCAUCCGGAGGAUUGGGAAAACCCUUAUUUAUUCAACAUAACAACAUCAGAUGCUCCCUAUACAUUCAAUUUUACAGGUACAUCAGUUGCUGGACUGGGUGGAAAUGGAAUAAAUGAUUCGCACAUACCAGCUAUGGCAUCAUAUUCCAUAGAUGGCGGAGACCCCGCCAAUUUUACAGUCAAUAAUUUAGCAACGUCAGUACUAAAUACCAUAAAGGGGCAGACAAUAUUUCAAACCCACCAAGUACCGCCUGGAGACCACAGCAUUAAGAUUGUCUAUCACGGAAAUAGCACCACUACCCCACUCUCUCUAUCAUCCCUCCUUGUGACCGGCGCACAAAGAAUUCUGAGCGUCGACCCCCCUCCACCAGGGCAAUCGUCGUCAUCUAUGGUUCCACAACCGUCUCCUACGACUCGUAUACCACCAAUUGCACAUCAUAAAGCAUCGCCCAGAGGGGGUAUUUCACGAAUACCAGUCAUUGCAAUUUCAAUAUCUGUCUGCAUCGUGGUCGCACUGUUAUGCUUCAUAGGAUUCUUGCUUUACCGGAGGAGACAACGUCGCCUGAAAUCAAAGCGCUUUUCCUCUUACAGUAUUGAUCCUGGUCCUGUUGCGAUGGCAAUUGUUCCAUUCCUCGAUUAUUCUGCUGUUUCACUACUUAACGAAGACUCGGAUGGCGAGGUUUCUAAGAAUACAAGCUUCAGUAUCCCUGGGGAAUCACAAGCACAGGCCGGCGCGCUAGUGGAAACCCAGAGAGCUUUGUCACCUUUACCAGCAUCAUUGGCACUCGUUCGAGUUGUUACCCGAGUACAUGAGGACAGUGGGUUAUUACCUUUUCGGCCAGAGGGGCAGGUGGUAGUAGUAGACAUUCCACCAUCAUACACAAGCUUAGGUGACCAAGCUCAGAGGGAAGAUGUGCAUGGAGAAGUAGUUCAUUUAUUGAAACCCUGUCCAAGCUAUGACUCGUAG